UCAUUAGAAGCUCUCCGCCGACGUCACGCGGCGAUGGGCGGCGCGCGGUUGGGGGCCCAAGGCCUUCUCCACCAUCUCCAAAUCCCUCCCUUUUCAUCUCCUCUGCCGUCCCAUCCGUGGCCAAAUUAUAAGUCCUGUUACUCGUCGCAGUUUGCCUCGUCUGAUAUUACAGUGAUUGCCAGGAUAACUGCUGCCUAGCCCGUUUCCUUGCCCCAGCCGAUCUCGAUCCCAGCCACCACACAGACCAUCUCCUCUCCCCCGUCACCACGGUCCAACCACAACCAUGGCGAGCGACAACACACACUACCAGCAAUUUCCCGCUCAGGAGAGCGACCCCCUCCUGGGGCCCAGACACGGAUCGAAAGCCUCUUCCCUGGGUCGACUGCGGCACCAUCUCCGCACGGAAAUCGACCCCCACAGGGCCGACCUUCUCCUCGUUUUCUGUUAUGUGAUUACAGGUCUGCUGGACAGCUCGGCCGUCUUCAUCUGGGGGUCAUUUGUGAGCAUGCAGACCGGCAAUACGGUGUACUUGGGGUUGGGUCUGGCCGGGCUGGACGACACUCAACGCUGGCUCAAAUCCCUCAUCUCGAUCGGCAGUUUCUGCAUGGGUUCCUUUUGCUUCGCGUUGUUUCACCGCCUCUUCCGCACCCCUCGACAACGAUCCGCUCUCGUGCUCUCUUUCACGCUGCAGAUGAUCUGUGUCGCCAUCGCCGCCAGCAUUGUCACUGUGCAGCAGACUGGAAAAAACGACCCCUUGUCGUGGAAAAUUGCCGUUCCGUUGGCGCUGGUCGCGUUCCAGAGUAGCGGACAGGCUGUGACGAGCCGGGUGUUGAAGUUUAGUAGCUUGACUAGUGUCGUGCUGACCAGUAUCUACUGUGAUUUAUUUUCGAACCCGGCUCUUUUGUCUGCCAGUGUGGUCAAGGACGCAGAUGAGUGGAGACGGGCGGGGGCAGUUUUGGGGUUGUUGCUGGGAACGGUGCUGGGAGGCGUGUGGGCAAAGAGCGAGCUUGGUUUGCCGGGCGCGCUGUGGACGGCGGUGUUGUUUAAGGGGCUCAUUGCCGUUGCAUGGCUGUGGUGGAAGGGUAAGGAUGACAAUGAAUAGAUAGUACUCCGUACUGUUAGUUGGUGUACUACUAUGCAUCACUAGAAGAUGGUCUUAUUCGUCACUAGAGAUAGUGCGUGGGGUGCAUGGCAGGGUUACUAUAUAUAGGGUCUGAUAAAUUAGUGUCACCUACUCCGUACAUGUACCUACUUCAUACCCAGUGCCUAACGAAUGCUCAUUCAUGGCGAUGAUAAUAAAAUUGUGAUUGAUGGAGAUUUCUCCUACGGUGCAAACUUCGACAAUCCUGGCCAACCGUCCCAUGAGCUGUAAGGUUCCGAGAUCCCUGCUGUCCUCGUCCACGGGACAUCAACAUAUCUAGCGUGAAGUGAGAUCGGUUAAGCACUAGCUUACUACUGGCCACGCACCCCGCAUUUUAUCCCGGAAAGCGUUGAGGUAAUUUUGUCCAUUCAAGCUCCUAUGAGUAG
Aspergillus ibericus CBS 121593 is the source of this 1527-nucleotide messenger RNA. RefSeq names its product YoaK family protein. The transcript has a single exon. The coding region runs from base 284 to 1102 and encodes 272 amino acids. NCBI's taxonomy places the organism in Eukaryota, Fungi, Ascomycota, Eurotiomycetes, Eurotiales, Aspergillaceae. The record is from RefSeq and is a predicted model, not a curated record.